AUGUAUGUGCCCACCCCAUAUGUAGCAGCUUCAGCUACUCCUAUCUUGCGUAUUGGUGGCUUUUCAUUUCGAUCUGACGCAUACCACUACGUUCCACUGCCGCUGACUAAUGCCAAAGGCAAAGAACCCGGAAUCCAACUCCUCUCACUGCCACCGUCUCACUACUUCGAGCCUCCUACCGGGCCUCCACAUACAGCCUUGGAGGACUACAUUGUAGCCCGUACCUCUCCUAAGGCGCUGCGCACCGAGUGUCACUCUACCAAUGGCAUUCAAGAACAACAAGCCCGCAUCCCAGCGCCGCAAGUUCUCACAGUGGCCGCACUCACGGCGCAUUUCGUGGCAACUGUCAGCAACCAUGCCGCUGAAGCAGCUCGAGUAACUGCGAAGGUCGAUUGCAUUCAGAACGCUGCCAACGAUCUUAGCUUUGAGCUUCCUCGCAAAUUUUUUGAGGUAGAGCAAUGGGGGCUUCAGGAAUGGAUCGGGACUCAUAAGUACUGGGGGCUGUAUAGAGCUGUUAUCACCCUGAACUAUGAAAACAUUAUGUUCCCUUUGUGGUGCAUUGUAUUCUCCGCAGAAAGUGAUCUACGGGGAGACCUUCUAAUGUGUACCCUUUGCUGGCUCUCGAACACGAUACUCAGAGCUUUCACUAAACUCACAAAGCUGAAGGAGGAAACCUAUUUCAGCUCCUUGAAUCUUACAUGUACUUUUUCAAUUCCUAGUCCUCUAUUCUGGCGUUAUUCACCAAAAUACACGUCAAAAAUACCCUGCUCUUUCAGAAUGCAGCUGCAUGGAAUUUGUUUGUGGAUAAGUGGUCGCCCCCUUUACCAACGAAUAGGCAACUUCAAUUCUGAUGCUCGUGUUCAUGCGAUAAUGAUCGUGUUGUGCCUUCUUACCCCAACUGCUGAGGUCACGAUCUGGCUUUGGACUCUUAUUUUUGCCCUUACCUGUCCUCUUAAUAUUCUAACCAAAUCGUACGCUCCACCGCAACACCAUGACGCCGUUUUCCGGUUCUCUUUUGUGGGCCCGAAAGCUGAGUUCGAAUUCCAGGUAGCUCACAUCAGCUUUUCCCUCUUCCGCAGCGAAGUUGAACGUUCACAAGUCCAGCAACAGGCAAAAUUCCCUCUUUGUCUUCUCUCGAAAUUGUUCAGCUUACGAGGCAUGGUCUCACCAUUCCUACAACGAGCGCUCUUAAUCUGCCUUCAAUUCGGUGUGCAUAAUGGUCCCAAUAUUGCGAGUGCAUGUUCAAGCCCUGUGCACCGCUAUAAGGAAGUCAGCGUUCGCGCGGCUUCCUUUGGUAGGACCAUUUUGGCACUAGAUAGCUGCAAUGAUUUCAGCCCUGGGCUUGCGGUUUGCUGGAUGUGCACAGCGAAUCCCUGCACCUAUUCACCGCCCAUGACAGCCACGAUUCGCUUCCCCACCAAGCACCCUUGGCCAGCGAGACGUGAUCCCGAAUGCCAACGCUUGCAGAACGAGGAGUUGGCAGCGCACCCCACCACUAUCACAGGAGACGAAAUUGUGGGUCUGGAGAGCUGUGCAGGCCCGUUUUUGAUCGAUGAGAAUUUUGAUAGGUCUAGGCGGUCCGUUUUCAUGCAGUUUGACCACCACAAGCAGAACCUAGCGGCCAAUAGGAGCGUGCGGAUUUUACGUCUUCCUGGCUUGUUGACCACAUGGCUGGAUUGGUGCUAUUGUACGGAUCCGUUGUUCCUAUUCCAGCAGUGGCAUUUCGGCAACGUUCAGAAGUUUCCAACAAAACCCAGUAAUUCGCUAGGCGGCUUACAUCGUCCUCCUUAUGACGCCUUCUCGAUCAUGAUCCCACCAACUACUUGUGUCAUUGGUGCCCAAGGGAGCCAAACCAUUACUUCACCUCGGACCAUUUGGCUGUACAACAAGUACUUGAAGAAAGCAGAUUUUGUGGAAAAAUUUACCAGAAGUUUCAAUAAAAUAGCCUCUCCUGAGUCACAGAGAAAUCGGGAUGAGCGUACGGGUCGCUUUGACAGAAUGACACUGAUAAAACUUGAUGUCCAAUUAAACUGGGUCUCGCCAACAGCUGUGCCAGCAUUAAUGGCUUUCAUUUUCACAGGAGCUUCUGGUUACCCAGGAGCGAACUCCGUAGAUGGAUUUUACUUCAACCAUACACCAAAGAGGAGUAGUCAGGGUGUCGCCGUGAACGGUUGGCGUUUGACUGGAACGAGGGUUCGCUGCGGGGUCUUCCCGCGGAGGUUUGUGCUUAUUCGAACGACAGCCACGGCGCCGUGGAGACCAAGAAUCACCGGAAGCCGGAUGGCGAACGAGAAGAUGAGAAAAUUGAAGAGAAGGGAUAAAGAUAGCGAUGAAAUAAGACGGGGAGAACAGCACAAGCGAUCUAAGAAAAGUAGCGGCGGCAACGACAACACAAUGAAAGCACUAGCGAUUUAUAAGGGAACGAUGAAUGGGGAAAUGGAUUUAUCCGACAAGCCCUGUCGCAAGGUUGCUGUCAAAUACUCCAGCAUCGAGCUGCUUGGCUUCCCUCAGACCAUUCUCGCUCGGGCCACUCGGGGGCUGCAAGUGAGCUGCAAAUUCCAACGCGUAGCAGAGCAUCACUUCGUCGGUGGUGUUAAGUCAGCGUGUGCAGACGGCUUCCCCUUUGAAACGCCAUUAUUUGCGCUACUUUUUAUCAGGGCACAUGGCCGCAUACCACCUACUUCAAGAUAUCUCGAUUACGCUGCCGCUCUGCCCCAGCGGGCCUUGGCUUCGCAAGAUCGCUCGCAGCCCCCACCUGCACUGACCCCUCUCCCCCUGGCUAUUCCGCCUGAUCUUAGGCAGCAGAAUAUCAGCCUCCCACGGGUCAGUAUCGACGCCUUUCAUGCUGCCACCCACUGCGAGAGCCGCAUGUCACCUGUACUCCACAAAUUUGUGCUCGCAAUUUCCGUUGCUGCCAGACUGCAUGUCGAAAGCGCAGGCUUCGUGCAUCCGGACCAUGCUGCUACCUGCGUUGCGUGCCCUCUCCCGUUGCUGUACUACCUAGCGGAUGCAAGCUGUCUAGAGAGUAUUCGAGCGUCUUGUUCUAUGAACCGCCUUGGUGCAAUUAAAGUCAACGAAGUACUAAGCACGAGCCUUUCGUUUCAUAGCCCACCCUCGUUGUUCAUUGUUAACCGAGACCUCUCGAUAAUAGCCGUUGCUCUACCGCUUAGGUGGCGUCUCGGCACCUUUCCUGAGUGGCUAGCAACGCUCUACCCAGUCCGAUACAUGGUGCAGCAUGGAGAGCCGACAUGCACCUAUCCACUUCCACAGCCAGCUAUGAUCACGCAAAAGGAAAUCUGUAAAUCCCCUCCUGCCCACCCCUCUUCUACCGCGGGUCCAUUGCCGAGGACAUAUAAACUGCUCCUAACAUCCCAUCGAAACGACCUCGUUCUAAUUGCUACUAUUUCUCAGCAACACUUCAUUUGCUUUACAUUCAUAAACAAUAUCACUCCAACAUCAUGGCGUCCAGGGCCUACUGUGGCAAUGAUUCCUGCGAGUACGUACCCAUCUCGUCUCUUGAUCCGCCGGUUGCUUAACCAGACCCCUGUCUUGACCACUGCUGACUUUCCAUUUCAUAUACCGUCAAUACUUCCGUAUCUACCAACCCCUCUAUCGUGGUUUCGGGUUUGGGUAUCAAGUUAUACCAAGUCUUCUUUCUCAACAGUUUUUUUCCUAAUAGAAUGGUGUUCACUUAACUUCACCCGUACGGUCGAAAGAAAUUGGCAUAAACUUAAGACACUCACUUCCCCCACUACCACCGAGCCUUUAAUUCACAACAUUUCGGGGCUUGUCGCAACUCUCAACCAGCCAGGCAACGAUGGGCCUCCCACUGAACUUCCAAAUGCAGCCUUCAAGGAUCCCCCUACAGCAUCUACCACUCCUUCGAACCUAAACAUCGAGGGUCACUCUUCUGAUAGCUCUCCACAACAAUCAAUCCGUACACCCACCCCGCAAUGCCUCACUGCGACUGCUCUUGCGGCGCACGCGGCGUUGGCCGCCACUAGCCAUGCCACUGAAGUAGCUCAGGCAGUUGCUAGGGUUAAUCGUCUUCAGAAAGCUGCUAGUGAGCUUGGCUUUGAGCUUUCUCUAGAAUGUUUUGAGGCCGAUCAUGAGACACCGAAACAGACUGGCGGAAGUGAGAAUAGUGGAGAUCUGGUUAGGACUAACCUAUUACGUUCCAUGAAUAAUGGACAUAUCGUGUGUCCCGUUAGUGCCCGCGAAUGGAAUGGAUCUCGUAAUACUCAUUGCGAUUACGAUCCUAUUCGCGGGGUGAGGACUGACUUUCCGCAUCAGCUCGGCUUUGAUACACGAUGCUUCGUUCUAUUAACUUUUCUCAUAGACCAUGACCCUAUUGUUCAAUCUACGUCGUCUUCAAGCAGUAUUUAG
This is a messenger RNA of Lindgomyces ingoldianus, 4386 nucleotides long. RefSeq lists its product as uncharacterized. The record is from RefSeq and is a predicted model, not a curated record. The transcript is spliced from 43 exons. Lineage: Eukaryota; Fungi; Ascomycota; Dothideomycetes; Pleosporales; Lindgomycetaceae. The coding region runs from base 1 to 4386 and encodes 1461 amino acids.